GCUCAUUGUACCACUAGUAUAAAAUACCGAUUUGACCCAAGUGUCUCUCAGCGGCCAGCUCCAGCCAUGGUUGAACGAACCCAUAUUGCGCUUGUUAUUUCCCUUUUUUGCCUCAACUUGGAUGAACCGUCUGUCGGCAAGCAAGCCAAAACCAUCGCGAGACUCGCCAAGAGCACACUACACCUCUCUCAAUAGUAAUAGCUUACAGAGCUUGUCCCCUCUCCAACCACGCACACUUAGCUUCAUUAACUAUUGUUCAAGCGGCUUGCAUCUAGCCUUUGAUCACCCGGUGACGUCUUUGGCCUGUGUCUCCCCCGCUACCUACGCGGUGCUCGGGCAAAUGGAGCCUAAGCAGGGCCCGUUCGACGUCUCCUCUCUCCGCGCAAGCAGGAUUUCCACCAACAUAACAAAAGGGAGAGGAGGAGAGAAUAAUAUAUUAUUAUAAGUGCAACCCCUGCUCGCAUGCCCCUGCUUACUGACGUAUGAUUCUUUGAAUCCACAUUUAAACCCCCUUGCUCUUGUCAACCCGCUCUGUUUCGAGUUUCAUCCUCCUCCCGCCACCUCAUUAACCAUUCUCUCCUUCUUGACCCAGCUGGUAUUGUUAGAAAACACCACUAACGGGGAAUCAUAUUUGGUUAAAACACUGGAAUCUGCAGAUAUAGCUGAGUAGUCGUUGCUUUCAGAUCUCCUUGGAAUCUACUUCAGUCGAAACACGCCAAGUCGGGAAACAUGGUUGAAUACAUUCCACCCCCCGAUUCUCGGUCCCUCAUUCCUCCUCUCCUCGCUUGCAUUGCUACUGCGUUUGCCUCUCCCAAUCCGCCUCCCGCGUUGCUCCCAUUGCUUUCUCCAACCCUUCGGCAGCGUGUACAGAUCCUCAGCUCUGUCUCACAAUCUCCGUCGGAUUCAUGGCUACGAUUAUUAUGUUGGGACGCCGGGAAAGCAGAACGGCUACAGAACAUUGUCGAUGGCACGACAUUUGAACCGCAUCCUGUUUCUGGGGAAAUUGAGAUCCCAGAUGAUGUCCCGAUCACGUACAAGCGAUUAGACUUGGAAACCCUUCGAUCGCAGUUCUCCAUCCCCGACUAUAACCUUUCGGUGUUGUAUGUCUGGUGUCCUGUAGAUCCAGAAGGAAGCGGGCCAGGUUGGAGGGUUGCAGAGGUAUUGCCAGGCGAUGCUCUGCAGGAGGAGGCGGGUAGCUGGUCAAAAUCUAUUGAAGAAGCUGAUGAAUAUCGACAAACGAAAAUUCUGCAAGACGCAUUACAGGAAGCAGAGGAUGCUGAAUCUCGAAAGUCCGCCUCCAGUAUUACCCAAAGCCGUGUGGUGAAACCAGAGAAGGAGGACGAAGACGAUGAUGACGGUUACUGGGCGCAAUAUGACAAUACCCCAGGCAGGACUCCGUUAAAACGAUCUCCUGCUCCGACCCAGCUUCAACCCAACGGUCUUGGCCCAGGACCAUACCCAACCGCUUCAGAUUCCUACUUCGCCAGAUACAACGGGGUGCAACCAGCGUUGGACAAUGAUGACCCGUCUGUCGAUCAAAGCGAGAUAGGACAGUCGACAUUGAACGGCGAUACUAUUGCUUCUGUCCUUCGACGACAGUCAGAAGCCAUGCUGACUGACCGACCAACUGGUGCCGCCCUCUAUGGUGAUGACAACGACAACGACGAGUCUCACGCAAGGCCCCACAUACCUUUGAACCACCCAAGACCUUCGUCAGCAUCUUCCUCUGCCGGCUCAGAAACGGUUAGCAAACUAGAGAAGACAGCAGAAAGUCAGUCAAUCUCGGAAAUUGGAGUGAAGCAACACAUCUCCUCGAACAUCAAGAGUCUUUUUAGGUUGGCAAGGACGACGGGAUUGUCUAGGGCAGAGUUUGAAUCGAUCGUCAGGAGAGAACUGGACUGCCUCUCCUUGAUAGAUGUGGAUGACUAUGAUGAAUGAGCAAAGCGUUUGUAGGAGCUUUUUUCUUUUGUAUCUCGCGCAUUUUCAUAGCGGAUAGCAUUCCGUCCGCAUCUAUACCAUAAGCAUGUAUAACUACCAUUUUGCGGAGUAUAUAUAUUUAUAGCUAAUUGGAUAUUUUGAUUUGAUUGUGCAUGUUUUGAGGGCAAUUAGCUGUAAUUACGCCGCAUGUAUAACUAUCAUAUGCAUUGCGUGUGUUUAGCGAGACAGGAAUGCAAAUCAAUAUACCCAUCAAUAUCGAUUAUCCAAUAUUACAGCGUAC
Blastomyces dermatitidis ER-3 is the source of this 2218-nucleotide messenger RNA. RefSeq lists its product as uncharacterized. The record is from RefSeq and is a predicted model, not a curated record. The transcript has a single exon. Bases 730 to 1938 code for a protein of 402 amino acids. NCBI's taxonomy places the organism in Eukaryota, Fungi, Ascomycota, Eurotiomycetes, Onygenales, Ajellomycetaceae.